Punica granatum (pomegranate) is the source of this 1591-nucleotide messenger RNA. NCBI's taxonomy places the organism in Eukaryota, Viridiplantae, Streptophyta, Magnoliopsida, Myrtales, Lythraceae. The record is from RefSeq and is a predicted model, not a curated record.
GCCAACAGGGCAAAUAGGCAACUGAGAACCGAACCAACGCAGAACCUCUUGGUUCCGAGUGUCUUGUCUCUUGUUCUGCAGGCCCAGGCCCAAUAAGGUUUCGGGCUCGUUCAAGCCCAAUUUGAUGCCUAGAGAGAGAAAGAGAGCGCGCAAGGCAAGAGAGAGAGAGAGUGGAGGGACCCGGAAAUUCAAAUAGCUUCAUUCAUCCUCUCCAUCAGACUUCUCAAUUCAUUCAGCCUCUUCAAUCCUCUUUCCCUCGAUCUGCUCCAUCUCCUGAGAUUUGUUAUCUGGCUCUUCUCCUUUCCUUGGCUGCUAUCCGAUUCCGACCCUUCUCAGUCUCGGCAAUUUCCACCCACAGACGCUCAGUCACUUUCCCCCCACCGAAGUGAAAAAGUCUUGAGUGAAACCCCACCCACCAAGGGAAAUCGAACAGGACAAGAGUCCGGUCGCGCUACCACCAAGGGGACCAUCUAGCAGUCCGGACAUAAGACCCAUAUACAUCUGGUUCAGAAUUUCUUUCUCCAUAGCCAAACCUUCAGUUUAUUUCUGAGACGAGGUACCUGUCUGAAUGCCAAGAGGAAGGAAGAAAACUGUCAAACAACCUGUCCUGUCAUCUGGGAACGCCGAUGACAAGGCCAAUGUGAAGAAUUUCCAAUACAAGGAGCAAGACAGCUGGGUAGAUCAGGAAGUUGAACGGAAAGUUGCUGCAAUUAGGGCUAUUCGGGAUGUAGAGAUCGAGCACUUGGUAACAGGGUUGCGUUUACUCCGUUCAUACAUCAGUGAGGAGCAGAUGGAUGGUCCUGCAGCUCAAUUUUUCAAUGAAAGCCUUCCUAACGUGUCUGUCAUAAGAGAUGAUAGGGAUGGCCAAUUUGAGAUGCAGUGGAAAGAAAACGAUGCCAACCCAUCUUUCAGCAAUGCUAACUUAUAUGAUCUACAUGCUUCACUUCUUCGUCGGAUGUCAAUAGCUUAUUCUGACUGCUCCACUGCCUUUCCAUAUUUUGGUGGCUUAGAGUUAUCUAGCAAAACUGUGAAGACAGGCUUCCUAAACGCUGAAAAUCUGCAGAUCAGAGACCUUGUUUUGGACGAGCCAUCAGAUAGUCAGAUGAUGGGGCUGCAGGACACUCUCAGAACCCCGGGGUUGAGUAACCAAAUGAGGCUCUCAAUAGGGAUGACUCCCAAGUCCCUGAGGCAACCGAAACCCGGCGAAAUGCUUUUAUCAGUUCAUGGUUCUCCCCUCGGUGUUUACAAAGAAGAGGACAUGGAACCAAUUAAAGAAUCAGAUGAAACGUGAUUGAUUGUUCCAUAUUGAGGAAUUCAAUCAUGGGCCCAGAUACGUGAAGAUGAUCAAUUCAGGAAUUGUGGUGUUGUUUCGUAUUGAGCUUUGUAUACUAGCCUCGAGUUGUGUAUAUAUUCUUUCCCUGCUGCCUUAGCUGUAUUUUACCGAUUCUCGACAUUACAUGAACUGCUGGAACUGUUACUCUUCCACAAAUCUGCAAAUUAGAUUGUAACUUUAGCAGUUUUUCCAUCUCAUAGUCAUAGUCCCGCAGAGUGUUAUUCGAGACUGAUCAAUUACAAGGAGUUCCACAUUUCA